This is a messenger RNA of Drosophila subobscura, 4648 nucleotides long. RefSeq names its product centrosomin (gene cnn). The record is from RefSeq and is a predicted model, not a curated record. Gene Ontology annotation, cellular component: microtubule organizing center. Lineage: Eukaryota; Metazoa; Arthropoda; Insecta; Diptera; Drosophilidae.
UUUCCAAAAAAAAAAACAUAUUGUAAUUGUGUUUGGAGUUUUGUGUCUUGUUAAAUUCAAAUAAGUAAUUCAGCUGAAAUAAGCAAUAAAAUCAUCACAGUGUAGUAACAUUAACCCUGAACGGGAUACACAGCCAUGGAUCAGUCUAAGCAGGCUCUUCGCGACAUUGGCGACAAUGCAAAUCUCACCUGCGCCUCGUCCUUGAAGGAAAUUACACUUAUUGAGACUGUCACCAGUUUCCUUGAGGAGAAUGGAGCCGCCGAGAUAGACAGAAAAGUGCUGAGAACACUGGCGGAGGCACUGUCAAAGAGUGUGGACGAUUCCACCAGUCCCGGAGUCUUGCAAGAUGUCACCAUGGAUAACUCAUAUGCCAGUUUCGAUGCGGGCCGACUGCAGGGCGACAGCCAUUCGCCACUGGCCAUGCCUGGCCGUUCGAUGCGGAACGUGGAGGAGCAGAUGUCGUCGCUGCGCAAGGAGAACUUCAAUCUGAAGCUGCGCCUCUACUUCAUGGAGGAGAGCCAGCUGGGGCACCAGCGCACAAACCACUCGGGCGAGUCUCUGUCCAAGCAGUUGAUCGACGCCAAGAUUGAGGCCGAGGUGCUGCGCAAGACGGUCGAGGAGAAGACGGAGCUGCUGAAGGACGCCGCCCGGGCCAUUUCACUGCACGAGGAGAUGCAGCGCAAAGCGGAGACCGAGAGCCAAGCGCUGAUCGAUGAGCUGCAGCAGCAUCUGCGCCACUACGAGGAAACGGAAAAUGCCGUUGAGGGAGACACCAGAGCGGUGCUGGAGGAAAAGCUAAAACAAUUGGACGCUGAGGUGCUGCGCUUGAGGCAGGAACUGGUCGAGGCCGGCCUGCGGCAGAUAGCCUGCCAGGAAAAGCUGAAAUCGGCACAGGCCGAGCACCAGGAGACGCUGUCCUCCUGCGAGGCCAAGAUCGAGGAGCUGGCCAUCAAGAACGCCGAACUCGUGGAGCAAAUCGAAAAGGACACGCAGUGCAGCGGCCAGACAAAUGCCAAGCAGGAGAUGGACGCCCAACUGGCGGACAACAUGUGCGAGCUGCAGGAUGCGCAGGAGAAGCUAAAGGAGCGCGAACGCAUCCACGAGCAGGCCUGCCGCACCAUACAGAAGCUGAUGCAGAAACUGAGCAGCCAGGACAAGGAGAUCAAGAGGCUCAAUCAGCUGCACCAGCAGCCAGAUCAAAAUUCUGUUAAAAAAGAAGAGGAGAAUAGUCAGGCGAGCAUAUCGCCAUUGGCCAGCUCUGGCCGUUCGCUGAGUGACAAUGAGGCCUGCUCUUUGGAAAUAUCCGCGGCUCUGAAGGAACAAUACGAGCACACGAUGGCCGAGCAGGAGCUGAAAAUCAAACAGUUGCAGGCGGAGGUUAAGAAGAAGACGGCCAAUCUACAGAAUUUGGUCAACAAGGAGCUGUGGGAGAAGAACCGCGAGGUGGAGCGUCUGACCAACUUGGUGGCAGCGAACCAGCAGCAGCAGCAGCAGCCGCUGCCGGAGAUCAACGAAGAUUGCAAUGGCUCCAUGGACUUGCAGCAGUCCUUCACCGAAGUGGAGUACACCAAGGCCCUGGAACGCAACAAGCUGCUGCAGCGCAAGGUGGACGUGCUCAUCCAUCGCCUGGGAGAGGAUCAGCAGAACAGUGCGGUGAUUGGGCAACUGCGGCAGGAGCUGCGCCAGGUGCAGGCGGACGCUGAGAGCGCGAAUAAGUGGCGCCUCGAGUGCGCCGAUGUGUGUGGUGUGCUGACCAAUCGCCUGGAAGAGCUGGCCGGGUUCCUCAACUCGCUGCUCAAGCACAAGGAUGUGCUCGGUGCCCUGGCCGCUGACAGGCGGCAUGCCAUGCGCCGUGCCGUCGACCGCAGUCUGGACUUGUCCAAGAGCCUCAACAUGACGCUGAAUAUCACUGGCACCUCGCUGGCCGAUCAGAGUCUCGCCCAGCUGUGUAAUCUUUCGGAGAUGCUGUACACCGAUGCAGAUGCCGAUGCUGAUGCCGAUGCAGAGGCCGAUGCCAGCCACAAGACGUACAACUCGCACGAGGAGAUACGCGCCGCUGCCUCUGCCGGCCCUGGUGCCGCCAUCAGUCCCACAUUGGAGCAUCUGAAGGCCGAGAACAAGGCGCUGAAGCGGGAGCUGGAGAAACGUCGCAGCACAGACGGACAGCAGCAGCGCAAGGAACGCCGCUCCCUGCCCCUGCCCAUGCAGCAGCUAGACAACCAGAGCGAGUCGGAAGCCUGGUCCGAGCCGGACCGUAAGGUUUCCCUGGCCCGCAUCGGACUGGAGGAGACCUCCCACAGCCUGGCGACGGCCGAGCACCGAGCCAGCGAAUCGGAGAGUGAGGGGCGACGCGCCUGCUCAGCCAGGCAGGAGCGCAGUCGCCACAGCGAGCGCAUUGCCCAGCUGGAGGAGCAGAUAGCACAGAGGGACGAGCGCGUGCUGAACGUUCAGUGCCAAAUGGUGGAUCUGGACAACCGCUACAAGCAGGAGCAGCUGCGCUGCAUGGAGAUCUCCCAGCAAAUGGAGCAACUGCGAGCCGUCAAUGAGGCCCUGAAGGCCGAUCUGCAGGCCAUAGGAACGCAGGAGGAUCAGCAGAUGGACGAGCUGCAACGUCUGGUUGAGCUAAAGACCAAGCAGAUCGAUCAGCUGGAGCUGGCCAAGAGCACAUUGACUGCGGAUGCGCAAGUCACAGACAUGGAACUGCAGGCCGCACAGCAGCAGCUGCUCCAAAUGGAGCAAGAACAUGCCGUGGCUGUGGACCAGGCGCAGGCUGAGUUGGCGCAACUGAAGCUGGAGGCAGCACAGAAGCUCGAGGAGGUGCAACGCCUGCACCAGGAGGCGCUCGAGCGGGACUGGGUGGCGCUGAGCAUAUACCAGGAGCAGACACGGGAGCUGCUCGAGUUGCAGCGCUCCCUGGAGUACCACCAGGAGAACGAGAUCGAGCUGAAGCAGACACUCGUGGAGAACGAGCUGGCCACGCGCGCGCUCAAAAAACAGCUGGACGAAAGCACCCUGCAGGCCUCCAAGGCGGUCAUGGAACGUACCAAGGCGUACAACGAAAAACUGCAGCUGGAGAAGCGCACAGAGGAGCUGAGGCUGCAGUUGGAGCUGCUCAAAAAUGGGCAGCAGCAGCAGCAGCGCCAGCCGCCAGCUCGUUCCAACAGCAGCGAUGUAUCGCAGUCGGGCUACACCUCGGAGGAGGUGGCAGUGCCAAUGGGACCACCAAAUGGCAUUCACUCCACCGUACCAGCCAACAUGGCAGUGGUGGUGGGUCGCAUGAACAGCUCCUCGCCAGAUCUGGGCAUAGAGAGCGAUGCUGGACGGAUCUCCAGCGUGGAUCUGUGUCCGGCGACACAGCGGGCCAUACACACGACUGUGGAACUGCAUAAUGACACGCUGUCAGGUGUUAAAGAUGGUAAGCAUAAAGGAUUUCGAUUUGUAAAAGGGAAGAACCUGCCACUAAAUCUUUGUUUUACAGAACCCGUUUCGCCUGACACUGGGAACGCAUUGAAUGUGUCCCAGCAACAGCAGCAGCCCUCUGCAGCAGCCACAAUCGCACACGACUGUGCCAAGGUAGAUCAAGAAAAUGCCGAAUUGAGGCGUAAACUAAUCCGCACCAAGCGCGCAUUCGAAGACACCUACGAAAAAUUGCGUCUGGCUAACAAAGCAAAAGCACAAGUCGAAAAAGACAUCAAGAAUCAAAUACUAAAAACGCACAAUGUGCUGCGAAACGUACGCUCAAACAUGGAGAAUGAGUUAUAACAAUUGAUUUGACGUCGUCGUCGUCGGUCACUAUAUCAGCAUUAAUCGAAGAGAGCGAGAUUUGUCUUUGCUCAUCUCAUUUGUUACUAGACGUUUGCCAUUCUCCUUGCCAUAAUCUGUUCUAUUCAUUUAUAUUUUGUCUGUUCUUCACGUUGCUAACAUGAUUUUCAUUUUCAUUUUAAUUUAUUUUAUGUGCCUGUAUUCCUUUUGUACCAUGAACGCAGCCAAACCGAACAAAUCAGAAUCGAAACAACGAAGCUAUUAAUACGCGCAUACCUUUUGCAUUUUCCAAAGACUGUAUAGGGAACACACACAAUAAUGCUAACCAUGAAGAAGAAUCAAGAUUUUACUCACCCGUUGUAGCACACCCAACCCACAAGCGUUAACAAAAUGUUUAGAUGCCGACUGAUAUGUGUAUGUAACCAGGCAAUCCGGCGCACACUCAUUCAUAUUGAAUGACAUUUGUAUAGAAUAUGUAUAUAUAAAUAUCCUUAUCCGUAACCCCCUCUGCCCCUCAUUUGUACCUAAACAUAAGAACAAACUUUUAUUAUUUUGUCCAUAUUUGUGUGCCCAGUAACCUAUCAAUUGCACGUAGCUACAGAGUGUGUUUGCUUAAUCUUUAUUGCUCCUAACAUUUGCUUUCUUUUCUUCAAUCCUACCGCUCGGAAUCCUCGAUGUCAGUUGAUCAUCGAAACGGAUAUUGAAAUAAUUGUUUGAUUUGUCCACCCAAUUGGUCGUUGCCAAUUUUGAAGCCUCAUUUUGUACAAUGUGUAAAAAGUAGCUCCGCGCUGUGCCCUCACGGAGUGGAGUUUGGAAGAACAAUACCUAGAAACUUAAGUAAUUUGUACCAUGUCGUUUUAUGGAAUAAAAUAUUUCGUUAGAAGAA